ACCCUCCAAUCAAAACCCCCACUUUUCUUUAUUCCAAGUCCAACUCAUUCUUGGUUUGCUCUGCAGUUUCUCUUUUUCUACUUUCACAGUUUCUUUCUUCAACUGGGGUCACUGCUCUUAGUCGUCGGACUUUACCCAAUUCCGGUCACCAGUCAUCUACACUGGUCAAUCAGCUUUUCUUGUUCGGUUGUAAGACAACUUUCGGUAUUUUUGGCAUGCAAGAUGUUCUCAUUGCUUGAAUAUCAGAAGACGCCAAAGAAUGGUUCAUAAAGCUGAUCUUGUUAUCAUCGGCAUCUCUGUUGGUGUAGCCCUUGGAAUUCUGAUAGCUGCGCUCCUAUUUUUCGGAAUAAGGUGGUACCAAAAGCGUGCCAAUCUUCAACGAUGCGCAAAUGAGCGUAGUUUAGCAACUCUUCCUAUUCGCACAAAUGGUUUAGGCACAAGCAUUGACCUUAGUGUAUCUGUCUCAACUACCAUACCUAUUCAAGGAUCUGAGAAGGUUCAAAAGAUUUCUCCACUCUCCUGGUGGAAUAAUCACAGCAAAGAUCGAUUUCCUUCUGCAUCAGGCGUACUUAGAUACUCCUACAAGGAUGUACAGAAAGCUACGCAGAAUUUUACAACCAUUUUGGGACAGGGGGCUUUUGGUCCAGUCUAUAAAGCAACGAUGCCUACUGGAGAGGUAGUAGCAGUGAAGGUGCUUGCUUCAAAUUCCAAGCAGGGAGAGAAAGAGUUCCAAACAGAGGUAUCUCUGUUAGGAAGACUGCAUCAUCGAAAUCUGGUGAACCUUGUAGGUUACUGUGUAGAUAAAGGACAGUGUAUGUUAAUCUACGAGUUCAUGAGUAAUGGCAGCUUAUCAAACCUUCUGUAUAGUGAAGAACAACAGGUUUUGAGCUGGGAUGAAAGGCUGCAAAUUGCUCUUGAUAUUUCACAUGGAAUGGAGUACCUUCAUGAAGGGGCAGUGCCACCAGUCAUACAUCGUGAUUUAAAGUCUGCUAAUAUUUUGUUAGAUCAGUUGAUGAGAGCUAAGGUUGCUGAUUUUGGACUGUCUAAAGAAGAGGUGUUCGAUGGUCGAAACUCUGGCCUCAAAGGUACUUACGGCUACAUAGAUCCGGAAUAUAUAUCUUCGAACAAGUUCACAAUGAAGAGUGACAUAUACAGUUUUGGCAUCAUCAUCUUUGAACUCAUAACAGCCAUCCACCCUCACCAAAACCUAAUGGAAUACGUUAAUCUUGCUUCUAUGGCUCCAGAUGGUGUGGAUGAAAUCCUUGAUAGCAAACUAGCCGGGGAAUGCAACCUUGAUGAAGCGAGGAGGCUGGCCAAAAUUGCUCACAAAUGCUUACUGAAACUACCAAGAAAGCGGCCUUCUAUUGGAGAGGUUUCACAAGCUAUAUUGAAGAUUAAACAGUUGCGGCUUGAUAGAAGGGAUACCAUGUCUUUUGCUGGAGAAGAAUUUUCACGGGCAGUAAGCAGAAUAGAGGUUCAACAGGUGGAGCUGGUUAGGAUGGCCAGCAUGAAAGAUCAACCGUGAUGGAUCAGAAAAAUUUUGGGGUUGCAUCUCUUCAGUUCAAGCUUCGCCUUGGAAAUUUCUUUUUCAUGGCAUAUAAUAUACGAGAUACAGGUCAGAAAAUCCAUCGAGCUAUAAGCAUUAGCUGGUUUUAUUGGUCAGUACCAGUGUUCCUUUUUGGCCAAGUGGGUGGGUUAUAUGGGUUUCUAACAAUAUGACCGCCAUAAGUUAGAUUGGAAUUACAAGUUUACAACCAAGAAACACCAGCUUACUGCUAAUGCCUAAUAGAAUGGAAAAUGAAGAGACCAUCUGACUCGCUAUGAUAUGGUUUUAGUUGUU
Molecule: messenger RNA, 1840 nt
Organism: Argentina anserina (silverweed cinquefoil)
Lineage: Eukaryota; Viridiplantae; Streptophyta; Magnoliopsida; Rosales; Rosaceae
Product: calcium/calmodulin-regulated receptor-like kinase 2
Exons: 8
Coding region: 260-1525 (421 amino acids)
Biological process (GO): protein phosphorylation
Molecular function (GO): ATP binding; protein kinase activity
Source: RefSeq, a predicted model, not a curated record